AUGGGGUUGGCAGACAGAAUAGCAAGGAAGCUGGCCAGAAAGCGACCAAGCGGUAGGCUUUCACGGCUUGAGAAGACAGCUUACCGCCGGGCACAGUCCUUAGAGAGCAAUCACGCAAGCAUUGCCGCGAUAUGGUCGGAGUUUGGAGUCGCACCUCCACCUGGUGCUCUACGGCGGCGUCCUGAUAGUCCUAUCCCGGCAACCUUCUACGAUCACAGCACACGCAAGAUUAAAAAGUCGAGGACACGACACCGUACAACGGGUAGGGGCGCAUAUCUCACACCGGGUCAGCACAAGGGUGAGCGAAUUGUGCCCUUCAACCCUGCACGUUCCAUCCAGAACCAGAUUGAUGGUGAACAGCCAGAACUGGUUAGCAAUAGUGAAUUGCGAGGAACGGAAAUCAAUGUCGCUCGUAGCACCGAUGCCUAUUUGUCAACGGAAGCGGAAGAAUUUCAUGCUCAGCUGGCAGCGAGGGUUCAAGAUGACGAAGAUUUGGAGUAUAUGCCUACGAACAGAGACGUCCCGGCCCCUGCGCAAAACGACCAUCGCGAGCAGGCAGGUCAUGGUCAGCAGUCGUUGGACUUUCGUCCACAACGAUGUAUAAACAUCGCGACAAUCAAUCGAAACCCUGCGAAACUGGGUCAAUCAAACGCUAUGAGGAAGCAACUCGCCAAAAUGGACAAAGCUGCUGAUGAAUACGAUGACAAGGAGAAUAUUCGGGAAGCGGCACUGACCGAGCUUUCUCCAAGCACUCUCCAGAGCGAGGAGUCAGCUGCUCGAAAGACUGACCAGGCCGGUUUCAUUGAUGCGCGGAGGAGCGACAUUAAUCACCAUACCCGGCUGUUAACAGUAACGGAAUUCAUGAUGGAGCGUGGUCUCCCCCAGACGCUUGACAGCUUACGCAAAAUCCCCGAGACUCAUUCGAUUCAGCCUCUACAACUAUCGAACAUACACGAUAAUGUCCUUCACAACGAUGUAACUGACUUCCUCUUCAACGCCUGUGAAAUGACGGAGUCGCUCGUUCACCAAGUCCGAUCGACCGACUACACAUUCGCCGACGACACCUCUCGUAUCACAGCAGAAUCUCUGGAUCUCCCCACGGCGCACGAUGCACUUCGAUAUUGCUCGCAGCUCUUUCAAGAAGCUGAAGGUUCUCUCUACGACCAUUCUCAAUACCAUGUCCUGCACAGCAUCACGAUCAAGAUGAAUCAGGAGCUUGUGCGUGGCGAGUUCUACGAUCUCGCAGGUGCUUACGAGUGCUCCAUCCCACAAUAUAACAUCCACAUGCCGGUGACUCAGAUCUUUGAGUUCUUGGAGUGGUCCAAGGAAUAUCGGACUGGAGUCUUAUUUAACGUUUCUCGGCUCCAUAGCGAGCCCGGUAUCCGGGACAAGCUGUGGCACCGUAUCCUUCACGCUGCGCCACACGUCUGCCGCUCCAAAGAGAUCUUGCUGGUGCUGUUGCUCGCGCCAAAGGAGGAUCUGGUCGAAGAAGUCCGCUCGUUCUUCUACGUUGACACUGAGUGGUAUAACCGAACGAAGAACAAUUGCCUGCGAGAUUUCUGCGACGUUUCUGGUAUGAGCAUUGGUAGAGUGGAGGAGCUGUUCAAUGCUACCACGAAUGAGUUCCAUUAG
Molecule: messenger RNA, 1632 nt
Organism: Didymosphaeria variabile
Lineage: Eukaryota; Fungi; Ascomycota; Dothideomycetes; Pleosporales; Didymosphaeriaceae
Exons: 7
Coding region: 1-1632 (543 amino acids)
Source: RefSeq, a predicted model, not a curated record